Polyodon spathula (Mississippi paddlefish) is the source of this 2263-nucleotide messenger RNA. RefSeq names its product immediate early response 3 interacting protein 1 (gene ier3ip1). The record is from RefSeq and is a predicted model, not a curated record. Lineage: Eukaryota; Metazoa; Chordata; Actinopteri; Acipenseriformes; Polyodontidae. Gene Ontology annotation, biological process: endoplasmic reticulum to Golgi vesicle-mediated transport. The coding region runs from base 21 to 269 and encodes 82 amino acids. The transcript has 3 exons. Gene Ontology annotation, cellular component: endoplasmic reticulum membrane; COPII-coated ER to Golgi transport vesicle; Golgi membrane.
GACAGCGGGACAGUGCCAGCAUGGCGUUUACUCUGUAUUCUCUAAUCCAGGCAGCUAUUUUGUGUGUAAAUGCAGUUGCUGUCCUCCAUGAAGAGAGGUUCCUCAGCAAAAUUGGCUGGGGAGCAGAUCAUGGAAUUGGAGGAUUUGGCGAUGAACCAGGAAUUAAAUCGCAACUUAUGAACCUCGUUCGGUCUGUAAGGACAGUUAUGAGAGUACCCUUAAUAAUUGUGAAUACUGUGGCUAUUGUUUUGCUGCUACUGUUUGGAUAGAUCAAGCAAGAAGAGGAGAAAGGCCAGCACCUUGGACUCCAUUUAAAAACAAACAAUCUGGAAACUUAAGGCUACUUCUUUUGUAAUCAUUGUUUUGGUAUUGCAAGAUACAUCUGAUACAGUCAGCAUCUCUUCUUCUGUAACCUUGUCCAGCCUUUUUAUUUUAACAUAGAUAGGGAUCAAUAAGCCGUGUAUAACAUUUUGUGAACCUGAUUAAAAUAAGUAUUUGCAAUGCAGGAUUUAUUUUGUUAAUUAUUCAGCAGUAACCAGCUGCUUUUUCUGGUAAUCAAUACUUUAUAAACAAUGUUGAGAGUAAAACGUAGCAAUUUAUUGGCAAGCCAAUAAGGACUACCUGUAUUGUGUUACUAUGUCUUACUCGAGAUACUGCAUAUAACCAAAACGAGCUUGGUAGUGGAACAGCUUGGCGAACAGUAAAUAGCACGGAACAUUCAAAUAGCUUGGAUAAUUAUAACCAAUUUGAAAGUACCAUUUGGCUUUUUUUUUUAAUGCUCCUGCACAAAUACAUUUUGCAUUGUAAUCCCACCUGGUUUUGACACAUUUUUUACAGCUCUGCUGUGGAUAAUUCAUUCACAUUGUUGUUUUUCUCAUUUUAAAUUUUGUUCAUGGAGAAACUGCUUACUGUGGGACUUAAAUAUGGUGUCAGGCCCUUGGGCUAAUAAAACAUACUGAGAGCUUUAGAUGAGUCUUUUAUCCUGACAGAUAAACACAGAAGCUCUCCAGUCCCGAGGUGUUGUGAGUUUGUCAUGAAAUGUCAGGUCUGGUAUUAUAUUUUUAUACCAUUGUCAAUAUUUUCAUUUUAAAGGCAGCAGUAAGCUAUUUUCCAUGAACAACAUUUUAAGUAAAAUCAUCAAACUGAGCAAGUCCCUUUUAGAUUUGUGGUUAAGAUUGAAAGCGCAAGUAUAUUGUUUUAUUAUGUUGGUGGAUAGCUCUCAGGGAUACCAGUUACUAAAUGCCUACACAAAUUGAGUGCUUCUUGAGGGGAUUAUUUUUAUUCACUUGAAAAAUAUGGAUCAGGAAUCUAACAGCUUAAACAAGGAACUAUCUCAUUGUUGAAAAAUGUUAAUUCAGUCCCAAAAGAGAAUUAUUUUUCCAUAGUUUCCUACCAUUCACUGUGCUGCAUUGGUUUUGUCCAAUUUUCAUUUCAAUUUUUAUAUGGUUUUAAUAUAAUGUGUCACAAAUUGUUCAUGUUACGUUGCAUUUGUCUCGUGCUAUUAAGUAUUACACAACAGUUUGCAAUUUCAACUGGGAUGUGUGUUUUUAAUAUUAAUUGUGAAUAAAUAUUCAUGAUAAUGGACUUGGAGCCUUAUAUUAGAAGGUCACUGUAUCAAUAUGAUGUACUCUUUAUCAGCUGUAAAUGUAACAUGCAUAAUGAUUUGAUUUGAUCUGUGUUGGCAGUACACCAUGUUUGCUUGUGAAAGGUGAGGGGUGGGGCCAGUAGCCACCAUAAGAGCACCCCCUCAAAUCUGUAGCACACUUCAAUCCUGACUUAAGUAGAUGAAUGUUGUACUAGAAUUCCCUUUGGCAUACAGUAUUUUUCCCCUAUGGACAAAUUGCAGGCAGAUUUCCCCCACCAUAGUAAAUGGGCAAUUUGCCCACAGUGGAAAAGAAGAUCUCCUGUAUAUAGUAAGAGGCCAUGUCUCAAUGAGACCAAGUUUUCUCAGUACAUUUAAACAUUUAGCUAGGUUCUCGAUACAUUUAAACGUUUGUUUAGGCAAUUGGAAAUGAUGCCACACACAGCAUAAUGAAUGACACAGAGACACAAAGCUUCACAUUGUAUUAGUUUGAGUACAACAGUGGUGUCUCAUAUAACUAGGCUUGCUGCUUUUCGAUACUAAUCGGUAAAGCUCGUUAAACGUUGAAUUCCCCAAAAAUAUGAGUUUGACUGAAAUACAUUUACAUACGAUAAACGUUGGUAAGACCAUGCGCUGUUUUUUUAUUUUCUUACCAGAAUAAAUGUUUAGAAAUCCUCUCAA